Molecule: messenger RNA, 1249 nt
Organism: Plasmodium vivax (malaria parasite P. vivax)
Lineage: Eukaryota; Apicomplexa; Aconoidasida; Haemosporida; Plasmodiidae
Exons: 1
Coding region: 41-1249 (402 amino acids)
Source: RefSeq, a predicted model, not a curated record
CGCCCCCCCUUAUUUGCUCAAACUUGUAAAUGAUAAAAGCAUGACUAUUGUUACGAUAUUGUCCAUUUUGUUGAUUUUAAAUUUUUUUGAAGUAAGUUCGGUGGGGGGUAGUUACACGGAGAGAAGUCAAAAUGAGGAGUCAUGUCGGUACAUCAGCGUGUUCCGAAAGCCCCUGUGUUAUAGGUGCUACGUAUUUAAGCCGAGGGACGGCGGGGGCAUCAAGUGUUGCCAGUACUACCUGCAAAAACGGAAGGAGGAAAAACUGGCAAAGCUAUAUUCCCUGCAAGAUAUCAUGAAGAACACCCUGGACGAAAAAGACAUGGAUGACAUUAAGAACUUAUUUCCAGUGUUCAACGAAAAAUUGUUAAAAAUAAAUGGCAAUUACAAAUUCGGAGGUCCCAACAAGGGAAACAAAAACAUCACAGAUAUUGACGAUUUAGAAAUCGAAUUUAAUAACAAGUACUUCAAUUUGAAGGACAUAAAGGUUAACAUUCUAAGUGGAAGCAGCAGUGGUAAAGAAAAAAACAAAACAAAAGAGGAAAAUUAUUACAAUAUUAUAAAAGAGGAAAGUAACUUUAUGAGGAAAAAGGAUGAACUAUUACAGAACAGUCCCUUUUACAAUGAAAAAUGCUUCAAAUCAUUACAUGGGCAUAAUUGUGGAAGGAAAAAACAUAGGGAACAUACAGAAGAAAAUGCGGACAAGGAUGAAGAAUUGGAUUUUGAUUUGGCCGAAUCUAUUGGUGAAGCAGAAUACUAUGCAAGGAUGAAGCACAUGAAUGAUUCACACCAAGGGGGCCAUGGAGGAGCUUCCAACUCAGGGGGUAAUAAACAUGCUCAGGAAAAGGAUGACCAGGAUUAUUACGAUAAUAAAUAUUAUGAUAAUAGGUAUGGAACAAAUUACUACAGUGAGAGUAGCAACUCUCCAAGCACCUCUCUUUUUUACUUGUCCAAGAAAUUUUACCUAUUGAAUAGGCUCUCUCAGAACCCCAGAAAGAUUGUGCAGAAAUAUAUCGAGUUUAAAGAGCACCUAUCUGGGUCGGAGGACAAAUUGGAUGACUUCCUCGACAAUGAGUACUACAGCACGACGGAGACGAUAAACGCAGUUUUGGCCGACGACAUUCAGAAGACCGUGGAGUAUGACGAUAAGGGCGACCAGAGCAACAGCAACAGCGGCCGGGGGUUCUUCUCCUCCCUGUUCCGCGACUUGAUUUCGCUCUUUUACUUCCCGCAGAAGAAUGUGGAGUUGUAG